Molecule: messenger RNA, 1151 nt
Organism: Eruca vesicaria subsp. sativa (arugula)
Lineage: Eukaryota; Viridiplantae; Streptophyta; Magnoliopsida; Brassicales; Brassicaceae
Source: the annotation of a GenBank genome assembly
AUGUUACGACGUCCAAUACCCAUUGAAAAAAUGGUGCAAGAAUUCAAGAAGAAUCACCCAAAUUCUCACUUGUUCAAGAUAGACAAUUUCUCUCUAAUCACGAAGUAUAAGAUUGAGUGUAUGGAAUCUUCUGCUUUUGAUCUCUGUGGUCGCAAAUGGAAAAUCGUUCUGAAUAUUGAGGAUGAAAAGAAUGUCUCCGUUUUCUUAGAGAAUCAAGAUCCAGUAGAGGAUGAGCUCGAGUUUCAGGUCUAUGUCGUAAGUCAGUUAAAGGCAGAAUGGUACCCCAAAAACACUGUAAAAUGGGACUUUAAUGCAACAUCAGAACCGAUAGAAAAAGGGAUUACAAAUUUGAUGUCACUGAGUGGUCUUAAGAGCAAAGGGUUCCUUAUUGGAGACUGUUGUAUGUUUGGUGCCACUCUUCCUGAUCAGUUUCCUGAGAUACCUGGAACAGCUGAAUGUUUUAGUUUAAUUGAGAAGCCUCUCAAUAACAAAGUCACUUGGAUGAUGACCAAGUUCUCCUCUUUCGACCCUGAAAAGGCUCAUCUCUCCAAUCCAUUUGUCGUCGGAAACCGCACAUGGAGAAUAGAAGUUCAUCCAACAGGAUGUUUCGAAGUAGACGGCGAAUUUUUCUCUGUGUAUCUAGUGGGAGAAGGGUUUAUAAAAAAUGCACCAAAGACAGAGACUUACGCGAAGUUUAAGCUGAGAGUAUUGGAUCAAGUUAACCGCAAUCAUGUUGAGAAGACAGAUUGGAAAUGUUUUAAAGAAGAAUUUGAUGACGGUAAUGGUUUUGCUGACUUCAUGCCUCUGUCGAAACUUUGUGAACCUUAUUUGGUGAGGGAUAAGCUUUACGUGGGAGUUGAGUUUGAAGUCGUUUCUGUGACUAAAUACGUAUGAACAUCCUCCUAAUAUGUGGGAAGGAUCCAACACUAAAAUAAAAUAAGAAAUAAUGUUGUGUAAUGUAAUAAAUCAAAAUGCUGGAGAAUAAGGGUUUAUGUAGCGUCACAGCCUGAGGACGUGGAGGUGCCUAUAUAGUAAACAAACUCAUAUGUAUCUUUUACUCUUCUUUUUUUAUGAAUAAAAAGGAAGAAAUAAUCUGCUUCUAGGAAUCAGAUCUUCCUGCUUUGUAUUUGCUUCCAAGUUUAAUAAACUUU